This is a messenger RNA of Staurois parvus, 768 nucleotides long. NCBI's taxonomy places the organism in Eukaryota, Metazoa, Chordata, Amphibia, Anura, Ranidae. The record is from the annotation of a GenBank genome assembly.
UUCCCGGUGUCCGCAGAGUCUGUUCUGAGACAUGGGAUAAAACGUGCAGCUCUCAGUGUAGGAAGAGGAGGCUCUAUAAUGAUGCUCACCACAUGCCUGUCUCCAGCAGUGCACAAGAUGGUGUGUCAGCUUGGGUGUGAGAUCAAGGAUAGUAUAGAGAUUUUAGAUAUUGUGGACAAGGACAAUCAAGUGUGCUGGGAUGCAAUAUCUAGCAAAGUGUGUUAUGCACCUUCAGGAAAAGGGCUGGAUUAUUUUGAAAGUGUCAGGCAGUUUGGGCCCCUAUGUGAAGCUGUGCAUUCAUAUUUCUUAUCCUUGCCAAAUGAGAAGUUUGAAGAAGCAUUUAGACAGUACUUCCACUGGACAAACAAUAAAGAGUUGUUUCUCAGUGUACCUACCAUACUAAAAGGCAUGAUUGGAACAAAGACUUCCCUACUGUUGAUGAAGAUGACAUCUUGUUUAGAGCGUGCUCUGGGAGAUGUUUAUUUAACAGUUGGAAAAGACUGCCCCUUUUUGCUGAGAGACCUUCUUGCAUCAGAAGAGCUAGCAACAAUCUUUGGUAAAUCUGUUAUGGAUGUCCUGAGGAUAUUUAUUGGUUCUCCAGAAAGUUUGAACCUCCGUAACAUCUUAUGGCAUGGAUUUGCUUCGCCUCAUGAAAUUCCUCCUAAGUAUUGUUCUGUGCUCCUGCUGUUUACAGGAGCCCUGGGACAGAUCCUGCAGGCUCGUCACUGUAACUCUGGAACAUUACUUGUCCACCGCCCUUACUUCAUG